AUGAAUACGGCCUGGCCAUGCCGCUGGAAGCACGUGGUAUCCAGGGCUGCAGAUGCCCUGCCCCCACCCCGGCCAGGCCCCGAACCGCACGACGAUGGCGCCGAACAUAGUGGAGGCUUCGCUGGUCCUCGACGACAACUCCAACAUCCGCGAAGAGCCCAAGGCCCCCACUUCCCACCGCGCGCGCCGGCGCUCGUCGCACGGGAAGAGACAGCGGCCCGCCCGCUCCCGCCAGAUCGUCUGGAGGAACGUGCUGGCCUUCCGCUGGUGUACGCGCACUUGGCGGGGCUGGGCAUCACGGCCGGCGCGCACCGCCUGUGGGCGCACCGCUCCUACAAGGCGACGUGGCCGCUGCGCUUCUUCCUCAUGAUCUGCCAGACGAUCGCCUUCCAGAAUCACAUCUACGAGUGGGUGCGAGAUCACCGCGUCCACCACAAGUACACGGACACGGACGCCGACCCACACAACAGCAGGCGCGGCUUCUUCUUCUCGCACAUGGGCUGGCUCAUGCUGCGCAAGCACCCGCACGUUCGCGAGCGCGGACAGAAGCUGGACAUGAGCGACCUGGAGGCCGACUCCAUCGUCAUGUGGCAAAGAAGGUAUUACAUCCCCCUCAUGGUAAUGUGGUGUUUUGGCAUACCCUCAUGGAUUCCUUCGUUCUUUUGGGGAGAACAAUUGUAUGUGGCUUACUACGUGACUUUGGCUAGAUAUACUUUCCAACUCCAUGCAACAUGGCUAGUGAAUAGUGCAGCCCAUAUCUGGGGAAUGCGACCAUAUGACAAAAAUAUUAGCCCAACACAGAAUUUAGGUGUUGCAAUUGUAAGCCUAGGGGAGGGUUGGCACAACUAUCAUCAUGUUUUCCCCUGGGAUUACAAGACAGCUGAGUUGGGAAAUUAUGGUACGAAUAUGACAGCUGGAUUCAUAGAUUGCUGUGCCAAAUUAGGCCUUGCAUACAACCUGAAAUCUGUCGCAAAUGAAUAUAUUCGAAGAAGAGCUCAGCGCACGGGUGAUGGAAGCCACACCCAUGGGGGAGUUUGGGGUUGGGGAGAUAAAGACACAUCCAAAGAGGACAUAGCAGCUGUACACAUUUCACACCACAAAGAAUCUUAAAGAACGUUUGCCAAAACAUGGAAUCAUGGAAAAGUUAUUGUAUUUAGAGCUGAUUUACCAAGCAUAGAGGCACAGUUCUAAAACAAUGGAAAUCUUUCAAAGAAUGCCCUCCAUUCCAAAAAUGGAGACUUCCAGGAAGGAUAGAACUUAUGUGCCUAAAGUUUAAUCAGCAAAUUUAAAUAGAUCUCUAAACUAUGAAAGAGGGAUCUACAGAAAAGAACAUUUUUAAUUUGGUUUUGCAUUUGCAAUGUCAUUGCAGAAAGAUAUGCAUCACCCGGGAAACUGCGGUAAAUAACACAGCUGAUUACAUAAAAUGUGUCUUGAGUGAGUAUUUAGGAGAAACGCCAAAUGUCUGUGUUGUGAACAAGUGAGUGAAUAUUGGCAAUAUUCAAUUGACUAUAUUUUGAGUGACAGUGUUUAAAGAAAUUCAAAAAAUUAUUUU
Gryllus bimaculatus (two-spotted cricket) is the source of this 1552-nucleotide messenger RNA. The record is from the annotation of a GenBank genome assembly. Lineage: Eukaryota; Metazoa; Arthropoda; Insecta; Orthoptera; Gryllidae.